Messenger RNA from Cyprinodon tularosa, 1188 nucleotides. It is a transcript of the gene tpk1, whose product is annotated as thiamin pyrophosphokinase 1. The transcript is spliced from 9 exons. NCBI's taxonomy places the organism in Eukaryota, Metazoa, Chordata, Actinopteri, Cyprinodontiformes, Cyprinodontidae. Gene Ontology annotation, biological process: thiamine diphosphate biosynthetic process; thiamine metabolic process. The record is from RefSeq and is a predicted model, not a curated record. The coding region runs from base 141 to 899 and encodes 252 amino acids. Gene Ontology annotation, molecular function: thiamine diphosphokinase activity; thiamine binding; ATP binding.
AAGCUUCUCCUCCUUCCUGCUCGGUCCUUCUCUGUCUCCCGGUCGUGCAUUUGUUGACUCUUAACAUUAAACCCGGAAGUGUCUUCAUCCUUUUCAACUUGCCUGGCUAACUGAAGACUUGGCUUUUACCCACUCUGACUAUGGAUGAAGAGUGGACACCUUUGGACUGCCUGCUGCCCUCAGGCAAACAGAGGAUUUGUUUGAUUAUUCUGAACCAGCCUCUUGAUAAGGCCCACCUACACAUCCUCUGGAAUAAAGCUCUCUUGAGGGCAUGUGCUGAUGGAGCUGCCAAUCAACUUUACAACAUCACCGCUGGAGAUCGUGACAACUUUCUUCCUGACUACAUCAGUGGGGAUUUCGAUUCCAUUACAGCAGAGGUUAAAGCUUUCUAUGCAGACAAGGGUUGCAAGCUGAUAGAAACAGCUGACCAGGAUCUAACAGACUACACCAAAUGUCUUGCCAUAAUGCUGGAAGAGAUACAGACACGGCAGUUGCAGGUAGACACCAUAGUGACACUAGGUGGUCUAGCAGGGAGAUUUGACCAGACCAUGGCAUCUGUUGAAACCCUCUUCCAUGCUCUGUCCAUGACACAUCUGCCUGUUUUGAUCAUACAGGAAACAAGCUUGGCAUAUUUACUCAAACCUGGCAACCACAGAUUGGGGGUGAACACCGGCCUGGAGGGAGAGUGGUGUAGCCUAAUUCCAGUAGGUGGACCCUGCCAAACACUCACCACAGGACUCAAAUGGAACCUGAAUAACCAGGUUCUGCAGUUUGGGAAGCUGGUGAGCACAUCCAAUACCUAUGAACCAACAGCACCAGGAAAGCCCAGGAAGUCUGUGACUGUGACCACAGACCAGCCUCUGCUUUGGAGCAUGGGCAUUUGUAUGAGUGGAAAGUGAGAGAUUCUUACAAACUGUUCAGGCAGUCUAUAUACAAAAACUAGUGCUAGAAGUGGGAUAAGAUCUAUUUAAGGAAUACAGAUUUAUGACUGGUCAGAAUUUAGACAAUCAGCAUAAGAACAUAAAAUUGUAACCCACUGCAUGUGCCUUUAUUCCCCAACAUCUGCUGUUAGGGGAUAAAUAUUUUAACUCCAGCUAAAGUGCCUAUUUUUUUCUAUAUCUAGACUUUUCAUAUCUGUACUGUUACAAUUAAUGGUGAAAUAAAUAAAGCUGCAUUAACAAUACAGAA